This is a messenger RNA of Ramularia collo-cygni, 600 nucleotides long. RefSeq lists its product as uncharacterized. The coding region runs from base 1 to 600 and encodes 199 amino acids. The record is from RefSeq and is a predicted model, not a curated record. The transcript has a single exon. Lineage: Eukaryota; Fungi; Ascomycota; Dothideomycetes; Mycosphaerellales; Mycosphaerellaceae.
AUGGCAUACCCAGCAGUCCUCGGAGAGUUGGGAGAGUUUGUCGAUACACUGAACUGGUUGCAAAUCACCCACGAAGAACGAUGCCUACUGGAAGAAAUCAUGCACCCUGAGAGGUCCAUGAAUACCUCAUCUCACGCAACCACAAGUACAAUUCAACAAAACCCACGUCUGGAAACAGUCCCAGCCCAUACGAGCCAUUUCAGCUGUGACGAAACUCCCGACAGACGCCGGGGUAACCACACACGGACUAGAGGCAUUGAAGCACAUGGUGGUCAAGGAAGACUUCCCAUUAAACAUCGACGCCGCAACUUGGCAAGCAAGCGAGCGAAGGCCGCCGGCACUAUUGACCCAAAGAACAUCUACGAGUCCGCUGAGGGUGGUCAUGAUGCCUUUGUAGUCCCUUGGCAAAGCUCGGAUCUGCCUCUGACGGGCAGUAAAGGGGGCUUUGAGAAGUCAACACACGAUGAUGCUGGUGAGGGAGACAUGCAAAACGGCUCGUCUUCUGUCUCGGACUAUUCGGUUUCGGGCGAAAGCUGUACUGAACAAGUCGACUGUUCUCACGACUACAUCAAGAUACCGUGGUGCGAAGAUGGUGAUUGA